UUCCAUAAUUUUAGAAUAUGUUCUGUUUGCAGAUUUCACUUUUUCUCCAUGGAUGCAUAUUGGGAUACUUGUGCUAAUGCCUCAUCCUACUGGUGAUUAAUACCUACCUACUCAACAUGCUAUAGUGCAUAACCUCAUAUGUUGUAUUUUAAAUGACUAAAUAGUAUAAUUAAAACUUUGACUGGCCCUGUAUUCAGUCCAUUUAGUUUUUAGUAAAAGUUGUGAAACUUUUGGCUUCUUAGCCAUCAAGUAAUGUUUCAUCUUUCCCUUCUCUUUCUCUUUUUGCAAAGGGCCCAUGUGUAGCUUUGAACAAGCCCUGAAUUGUGUUUUGUAUAUUUGCUUGUUUCCAAAAUAAAAGAUACCACAAAAGCAGGUAAUAAUGAUUAAAUACGUGGAAGAAAAUUUGUAAAAUUACCAAAUUAUAAUAAAAUGGAAAACAUUAAACACUGGUAACCUCCCAUAUUCUGGGACUCCUCUAUCUUACUUUCCAAUAAAGAUCCUCCAAAAGGAAAAAAAACCUAGAGGAAAAAUGGUUUUCGUGUUUGUUAUGACAAACCCCAUUCAAGCUGGUAGCUUAAGUAGUUUCAAAUAGAAUCUCAAAUCAUUUGUGUUUCCAAAGGUGAACUCAUGCAGAGCUUAUUUGUUAAAGGAUGUAACAUUUUAGCAUAAACCAGAGAUUUCCAGUUCAAUGAAUUUAUUUAUUUGUGUGCAUUUGUUUGUGGCUAAAUCACUGCAGGGACUCGUCUUUCACCCUCGGGAACAAAGUUUUCCAUCAGUCCAUUUCCGGGGUGGCUUUUUUUGUUUAAUUUUUUUUAGAAUUGCAGAGGAGUGAAAGGCAUGCCGCAUCUAGACAGGCUGCCAGAUUGAUAUUAAGGCACUGAAGUAACUUCUAUCCAAAUGUUGCAUAUUGGUAACUUGUUUUUAUCUCAGGAACUGAUUUUUGCAUGCUGAUUUGUAAAUGCAGCCAUGGAUGUUUGUGACUCAUCUCCUGUUCUUGGAAAUGUUCCCCACAGCUUAACCACAAAACCAAGUGUCCCUUAGAAAAGAUAAAGACUAGUUCCAUUAGUUCAUGUUUAGAGACUCAUAUGGUAACCAUGAGGGCGAAGCUGGUUCUCAUUAAUCUGUGUCUACUGGGGUGUUUUCUGCAUUUCCUGCCUGCGGAUGUCACGGCUUCAGAGUUUGAGAUGGAUGGUGAUUUUGUGAUUGGUGGACUUUUUGAUAUCCAUCAUGUUAGCGGAACGCCUUUUCGUGAUGGACCAGAAACCGUCACCUGUGCAAGUCAACCCUUCAUUCUGUCGAGCUAUCGGAGGUUUCAGCUGAUGAGAUUCUCUGUAGAGGAAAUCAAUAAUUCCACCAACCUGCUGCCAAACGUAACGCUGGGCUAUAACAUAUUUGAUCACUGCUCAGACACACAGAAUUUUCCUGGUAUUCUCAGCCUAAUCUCUGUUAAUGGUUCCCUAAAACCUUGGAUAAAUGUAAGCAAGACAUUUUCUAAAAUGAUUGCAGUGGUUGGCACUUACACGAGCACAGAUACUCUGACUAUAGCCCCGCUCUUCAUGAUGAAUCUCAUUCCUAUGGUCAGUUACGGGGCUGCUAGCUCUGUCUUCUCAAAUAAAAUGAGUUUUCCGUCCUUCUUGCGAACGGUCCACCCGAAUAAAGAUGUCAUCAAUGUGGUUUUUAACAUUUUGCAAAAGUUCAGCUGGCAUUGGGUUUCCUUCCUGUACAGCAAUGAUGCUUAUGGAAAAGACGGCAUGGACUUGUUUGUGAACAAGAUCAAGGAUUCGAAGAUCUGCUUGGCUUACACCAAAGGUCUCACUGUAGACACGGAUUACCCUCAAGUGCUCAGACAGCUUGAUGAACAGAAUGUUAAUGUCAUCAUUGUUUUUGCGCCUGAAUGGACUGCUGAAGCUCUUGUUAGCGCUGCCAUAGUACAAAAUAUCACCAACAAGGUGUGGAUCGCGGGAGAUGCCUGGUCUUUAAACAAACAGCUUCCCAAGGAAAAGGGAAUCCAGAAUGUCGGAACCGUGCUUGGUGUUGCUCAGCCGGUAAUGACGAUACCAGGUUUCAUCGAUUUCCUUCGUUCAUUCGAAACCCAGUCCCAAAACAAAAAUGCAAAGCAGGAGAUGUUUUGUAAUCAGAAUUGCGGUUGCAACAACAUAAGCGCCGAAGACAUCAUCCAAGCAGAUCCCUCUUUCAAUUUCCCUGUUUACUCGGCUGUGUACGCCAUCGCCCACGCCUUACACAACGUCCUGCAAUGUGACGACAGCAGCUGUAACAGAAAUAUAUCUGUGCCCCCAUAUGUAGUUCUGUCAGCAUUGUGGAAAAGCAACUUUGGACUUUUGAAUCAGACUGUUGAGUUUGAUGAGAACGGUGACCCGCAGUUUGGAACCUACUCGGUAGUUUUUUGGAACCGUAGCGGUGAUGCCGAGGAGGUCGGAUCGUAUAAUUUUAACUCGCAGCAGUUCUACAUCAACAGCACUAAAAUCCAGUGGCACGGAGAGGGAGAAGUGCCUUUGUCAUUUUGCUCCCUAGAAUGUCCCAGUGGAUAUAUAAAAGUCCAAGAAGGAAUCCAAAAAUGCUGCUUUAGUUGUACAAUUUGUCCAAAUGGAACUUAUGUCAAUGCUACAGAGGAUCCCUACAAGUGCAUCACAUGUAAGGAGACCGAGUGGUCUGCAGAAGGAAGUACAUCCUGCAACCAGCGGCUGGUGGAGUUCGUACCAUUCACAGAUGGCGGAGCCAUAGUGAUCGUGUUUGGCGUUUGGACCCUAGUGGGACUGAAUCUCGCCAUGUCUGUUCUCUUUGCUGUCAACUACAACACACCUGUCGUUAAAUCCGCUGGAGGACCGAUGUGCUUCCUGAUUUUAGUUUGCCUCAGUCUGUGUGGUGUUAGUGUGUUCUUUUACUUUGAUAAACCCACAACGGCUUAUUGCAUUUUACGAUUCUUACCAUUUCUGUUGUUCUUCACCGUGUGUCUGGCAUGCUUUGUUGUGCGCUCUUUUCAGAUUGUUUGCAUCUUCAAAAUAGCCGCCAAGCUUCCUAAACUUCUCAGCUGGUGGACGAAAUAUAACGGACAAUGGUUGAUCAUCGCUGUGGCUUUUGCCACUCAGGCAGUUUUACUGACUAUUGGCUUUUCUAUUGCCCCCCAAAGACCACUCAAUGACACGGUUUCAAAUUCUGAAGCAAUCAUCCUUGGGUGUGACAACAUUCUCAAAAGUGUAACCGCCCCUGUGAUUCUACUUUCAUCGCUCUGCAUUCUUUGCUUUAUUUUCUCCUACAUGGGAAAAGACCUCCCUAAAAAUUACAACGAAGCCAAAGCGAUAACGUUCUGCCUCCUGCUGCUGAUCCUCACGUGGAUCACCCUUGCCACUGCGAGUAUACUUUACCAUGGAGUAUACAUCUACACAUUUAUGGCCCUGGCUGUUCUCUCCAGCCUGUACUCUUUCCUGUUGUGGUAUUUCCUCCCAAAAUGUUACAUCAUCAUUUUUCAACCUGAGAAAAACACACAGCAGCACUUCCAAGGUCUCAUUCAGAACUAUACCAAAGCAGCUGGCCAGUAAAUGUCUAAAUAUGUCUGCUGUAUACAAAAGAGUGCAUCGGUUUAUGUGGUGAUAGUUUCGUUAACCAACAGAUUGUAUGGUUCUGUGUUGGUUAAGACUAGUUUUCUUGUAUAUCUUCUUUUAUGGCAGUCUUUUUAAUUAGACAAUACGAAAUUUGAUUUGUUUAGUUGUUCUUUGUGAAGCACUUUGUAACGCGAGUUUCUUUCUGUGAUAAGUGAUGUAUAAAUAAACUUUACAUACUAUAUGUUUUAGUGUACAGCCGUUUGGCACUGCCUCCACUGGAAGAUUGUCUGUGAAUAAAUAAAUGAAAGGAAAACAGGUCUGUAACAUAAAAAGUUUAGUUUUAACCACAUUAAUAAAUCUUUGGACAAUUUUCACGAGAAUUAUGUUUUUCUGAACAUUAAAUGUAUACAUAACUUAUUAUGUGACACAUUUGUGUUUCCCAAAUUAAUCCUAAUCUGUCAGUCAUUUUUUCUUGAAAGAGCAAGGAAUGCACACAUUUGUUAUGCACUAUACAGAAAACCAGAUCUCCCCUUUGGGUUCAAAUAUCUGCCUGAAUUUGGCCAAUUUGUCAAUAUUGUUUGUGUAACCAUCAUGCUUUCUCUUUCUUGGCAAGGAACAGAGGUGUGGACUUGAGUCACAUGACUUGGACUCGAGUCAGACUCGAGUCAUUAUUUUAAUGACUUCUGAUUUGACGAUAAAAUCUAUAAAGACUUACAACUUGACUCUGACCUAAACGCCAAUGACUAGCAACUUGAAUCGACUUGCAUCUGUUGACUUGAUGAUGACUUGAGCAUAUUUGAUAUUUUAGCACAAAAGUGGCACGACAUGGACAAAAAUCAUAAAUCGUUCUUGGUUCUGGGUUUGAUCUUGUUCUGCUAAAUGCAGCAGCAGCACUUUGUUUAUGAUCAGUUUCAGUCGCACCUCCUGCUUGUUUGAGCAAAUAAAUGAAGCUUUAAGAAGAAUUAUUUCUGGAAUUUAUUUAUUAUCAUUGUCAUUAAAUUAAAAUUGGACAGAUGACUUGAUUAUGACUUGAAAAUUCAAAGUUAAGGACUUGGACUUGGUUAUCUUUGACUGGGACUUGACUUGAGACUUGACUGGAAAGACUUGUGACUUACUCGUGACUUGCAGAGCAGUGACUUGGCCACACCUCUGGCAAGGAAACAUAAGCUUUUGUUUUUAAGCCUUUAUGUAUUUAUC
Molecule: messenger RNA, 4757 nt
Organism: Nothobranchius furzeri (turquoise killifish)
Lineage: Eukaryota; Metazoa; Chordata; Actinopteri; Cyprinodontiformes; Nothobranchiidae
Product: taste receptor type 1 member 1-like
Biological process (GO): G protein-coupled receptor signaling pathway
Cellular component (GO): plasma membrane
Molecular function (GO): G protein-coupled receptor activity
Source: RefSeq, a predicted model, not a curated record